AGGGAGGCAAAAGCAUAUUUGGAACUUAAACUGGCCUCUGAUGUGAAGGACAACAAAAAGUCCUUCUAUAAAUAUAUUAAUAGCAAGAGGAAGGGCAGGGACAACCUCCACUCCUUAGUUGACAUGGAAGGAAAUGUUGUAACACAGGAUGAGGAAAAGGCAGAGGUACUUAACACGUUCUUUACCUCAGUUUUUACUAGCUGGAAAGAACAUCUACCAGACAGCUGGCCUGCAGAACUGGCAGAGGGAGCCAGGGAGCUGCAUGGUUUCCCUGUGUUCCAUGAGCAAGUGAUAGGAGCUCUCCUCAGCAGCUUGGACCCCCACAAGUCCAUGGGACCAGAUGGGAUCCAUCCUAGGGUGCUGAGAGAGCUGGCAGAUGAGCUGGCCAAGCCACUCUCCAUUAUUUUUCAUCAGUCCUGGCUCACUGGAGAGAUCCCAGAUGACUGGAAGCUGGCCAAUGUGGUACCCAUCCACAAGAAGGGCCGGUUGGAUGAGCCAGGGAAUUACAGGCCUGUCAGCCUGACCUCAGUGCCAGGAAAGAUUAUGGAGCAGGUCAUCCUGAGUGCAAUCACACAGCACUUAAAGGAUGGCCAAGGGAUCAGGCCCAGCCAGCAUGGGUUUAGGAAGGGCAGGUCCUGCCUGACCAACCUGAUCUCCUUCUAUGAUCAGGUGACCCGCCUGGUGGAUGUGGGGAGGCCUGUGGAUGUAGUCUACCUGGACCUCAGCAAGGCCUUUGACACCGUUCCCCAUAGCAAACUCCUGUCCAAGCUGUCAGCCCAUGGCUUGGAUGGGAACACACUGCGAUGGGUUAGGAACUGGCUGGAGGGCCGAGCCCAGAGAGUGGUGGUGAAUGGUGCCACAUCCAGCUGGCAGCCAGUCACCAGUGGUGUGCCCCAGGGAUCAGUACUGGGCCCCAUGCUCUUUAACAUCUUUAUUGAUGAUCUGGACGAGGGCAUUGAGUCCAUCAUCAGUAAAUUUGCUGACGACACCAAGCUGGGGGCAGGAGUUGAUCUGCUGGAGGGUAGAGAGGCUCUGCAGAGGGACCUCGACAGGCUGGGCAGAUGGGCAGAGUCCAACGGCAUGAGAUUUAACACAUCCAAGUGCCGGGUUCUGCACAUUGGCCACAGCAACCCCAUGCAGAGCUACAGGCUGGGGUCAGAGUGGCUGGAGAGCAGUCAGGCUGAGAGGGACCUGGGGGUGCUGGUCGACGGUAGACUGAACAUGAGCCUGCAGUGUGCCCAGGCAGCUAAGAGGGCCAAUGGCAUCCUGGCCUGCAUCAGGAACAGUGUGGCCAGCAGGAACAGGGAGGUCAUUCUGCCCCUGUACACUGCACUGAUUCCUCGUCUUCUUGGAUGGACAACACGUGUAGCACUUUCUAUCUUAGGCUGGAGGACCAGGCAAGAUGGGACCUGUGCACCACUCUGUGCACCAAGAAGAGCCACGUGCCCCAUUCCACACCCAGACACCCCUCAGAUGAGUGUGAGUUCCCUCAAGGAACAAGAAGUCGGUCUGGCUUCUCGGCUCCCAGACCAGCUGAGCCGUCGUGCCAUCUGGUGGCUGCUAUUCACACGUCGCUGUGGUGGGCGUAGAUCCGGUCAAACAGAGCCUCGGGGGCCAUACACAGUGGAGAGGGAAAUAAUGGAACCUGAGCUUAGCUCAGAAGCAGGUUCCCUUCAGGACUCAGUCAAUUCCCUCCAGAAGACAGGGAUCAGUCCUGGUCGGGGUCGGCCCGCACGACAGGGCGGGGUGACGGUUGCCGGUGCGUUAUGUGGCGGCUUCUCGUUUGCUGAGCUUAAAGGAACAGCAGGACUCUCGGAGUGGUCCCGGGUUCGGUGCAGUAUAGGCAUGAACAAAGCUUUGGUUUUCCCUGAGGUUCACAGGGCUCAGAGCGGCACACGUGGCAGCUUCUCUCCCGCUACAGCGGGGCUAGGCAUGUAUGGACUCGAUCUCGAUCAAAGUCCCUUCUCCCCGACAACUGGGCAGGUCUUAUUCUCGGGGGUUGGUCCAGUCCUCAGGUGGCAUGGCGGGAUCUCCCGGUCAGUACAACUGGCUGUGGCGACGGUGGGCUCCUCGGCUCAGCGAAGGUCCUCCCUCUGUGGAGAUGAUCCUCCAAUUGCUUCUCACGAUGCCGAGGCUUUCAGUAUGCGUGCAUGUGUAACAGAAGCUAACAGCAAUAAACUCAAUGGCAGAGGCUGCGGCUUGAGAGUUGCUCUCUCGAGCAAGCAGAGACAAAGUGAAGAAGGGGGAAACUUGUUUACCAACUGGGCAAGACUCCUGUAUUGGGAUCCUGUGAGCUUUGAGAGACAGUUAUCAGUGAACAUUUGA
Molecule: messenger RNA, 2325 nt
Organism: Dryobates pubescens (Downy woodpecker)
Lineage: Eukaryota; Metazoa; Chordata; Aves; Piciformes; Picidae
Exons: 5
Source: RefSeq, a predicted model, not a curated record